Australozyma saopauloensis is the source of this 543-nucleotide messenger RNA. RefSeq names its product mitochondrial 54S ribosomal protein mL58. The record is from RefSeq and is a predicted model, not a curated record. NCBI's taxonomy places the organism in Eukaryota, Fungi, Ascomycota, Pichiomycetes, Serinales, Metschnikowiaceae. The transcript has a single exon. Gene Ontology annotation, molecular function: structural constituent of ribosome. The coding region runs from base 1 to 543 and encodes 180 amino acids. Gene Ontology annotation, cellular component: mitochondrial large ribosomal subunit.
AUGUGGAAAUCGGCGGUUCGCAACUAUUCCAUCAAAAACUUGCCCUACGAAAGCAGGCCGACCAACUUGUACAACCCGGUCAGAUCCGCCUUCAACAUAAAACCAAAGACAACCCAAGGCCUCAUAUACAAUCCUCCAGCCUCUGCUCCUAGUUUGAAGGACACUCCUAGGGCAUUCAUUCCUCAAAAUGACCCCCGUUUGACUGUUUUGGCUGAUAAAUUCAAAACAUAUACCGCUGAGGAGCUCGCGGACAUGCCAAUUAUUUACGCUCACAAGAAAGAAUACAAUUUGACACCAGAGAUCGUCCAGGAAAUCAUAACAUUGAGACAGGAAGACCCUGAAAAAUGGUCUGUGAGCAAGUUGGCUCAGAAGUUCAACAUUGAGCCUUCUAAGGUCAAUAUCCUUACAGGAUGUUCUGUAGCCAAACAACAAAAGGUCCUUGCUGAGCUUGAGACUGUGAAAAAAGCAUGGAACGAGACUACUAGAAGAGCUAGAAAGGAUCGUGUUAGAAGAAAGCAGAUGUGGCUUAGAGGAGAGUUUUAA